CUAACCCUCGACUCCAAAUAUAUUGUUAGACGAGCUUGUGCAGCCGUCGGCUCGUUGAAAGAAUAUGAAUUCGAUAUUCGUUUCAAUGCGGAAGUUUUCACUCCGGGAAUAAAUCAUGUAGAAAACGAAGACGCACCGAAUUCGUUGAAAAAACAAAAGAAAUUGGUUGUGGACGCAGCAUUUUUGGCUACAACACAAAUACCAAGCUUCAUCAGGGAUAAUCAUACGUCUGCACCGAUGUGUGGUGCAACACUAACCAAAGCACUGCACAGCCUCGUUAUCAAUAUGCGGUACUUAUGAAAAGUAGCUGGACUAUAAGCUAAGAUACCGAAACUAGAAUACUUACAUACGAUUUCGGUUCAAGAGUUGUCUCGACGCGCAGCCAAACACUUAUUAUAUGCAUACAUGCAAAAUACUGAUCUCAUAAGUUUAUCAGCAGCUUUAAGCCAUUUCCUGGAUUGUCUGCUAACCACUGGUCCAAUGACUCCACCGGUUGCACAAGACGAAUUGCAAAAAACGAACAAACGUCGGAAUAAGAAUAAGUCAAGUAAAAAUAUGUUCUUGGAAACGAUAAUUCCGAAUGUCUGA
This is a messenger RNA of Bradysia coprophila, 588 nucleotides long. Its product is annotated as clustered mitochondria protein homolog pseudogene. NCBI's taxonomy places the organism in Eukaryota, Metazoa, Arthropoda, Insecta, Diptera, Sciaridae. The record is from RefSeq and is a predicted model, not a curated record.